Molecule: messenger RNA, 1720 nt
Organism: Sorghum bicolor (sorghum)
Lineage: Eukaryota; Viridiplantae; Streptophyta; Magnoliopsida; Poales; Poaceae
Product: WAT1-related protein At5g47470
Exons: 7
Coding region: 365-1483 (372 amino acids)
Cellular component (GO): plasma membrane
Molecular function (GO): transmembrane transporter activity
Source: RefSeq, a predicted model, not a curated record
GUGGGGCCACCCUCGCGGCGCCACGUUUGGUGCCACGUCGGCGCUUCUCGCAUGCACACAUGCACAUGUGUCGGAGCACCUGAGGUCGCCGACUCCGCCGCCCCGCCACCAAUGACGCGGACGACCCAGCAGCAAUUUCCGAGGAGAUUCUGACAUCCAAAUCCAACUUUUCAUCCGGACUCUGCUGCUGCUACUGCCUACGGCCACUGCUGACAUGUCUUAUGCUGCUCACUCGAGAAUGAGCUAGGGUAUCAUCGUGCAGUGCAGUGCUCAAACAUACUCUCUACAUCUAUAUAUUUGUUCACUGACACGCGCGUAUACUGAUGAAGCUGAGAGUUGUAUACGUACUAUAGUCCUAAGUACCAUGGAUCGAUCAAGAACUAGAAGGAUGCUGUGCUGCGGCGACGGCGUGUCGUCGAUGUCCAUGUCGUGCUCCGACGUGGUCACCAUAUGUGGCCUCUUCGCCGUGCAGUGCAUCUACGGCCUCUACAUGAUGUUCCUCAGCGCCCUGCUUGCCGCCGGCGUCCCUUCCCUCUUCAUCAUCGUCGUCGCCUGCGCCGCUUCCUCCGUCGUCGUCCUCCCCUUCGCCCUCGCCCUUGAGAGGAAGAAAUGGCCCAAAGUGUGGAGCCCCAUGUUGGUUGUUCAGCUUAUCAUCAUUUCGCUAGGAGGGGUGUCAAUAUACCAAGUCAUCAUGAUGCUCGGUGUUGCACGCACCUCGCCGGCGAUAGCCUCCGCCAUGCCUAAUCUUUGCCCUGGCUUCAUCUUCGUCAUCGCAGCCUGCCUGAGGUUUGAGAGGUUCGACUGGAAGUGCAAGUACACCAGAGCAAAGAUCUUGGGCACUCUGGUGUGCCUCAGCGGCGCAAUGUGUGUCAGCUUCCUGAAGAACCCUACUCCCAGCAUAUCUCCAAAGUCCCUUCCCAGUGACGAUGAAGAGCUCUCAAAUGGCAAAGCCAGGCACGAUUGGAUACUUGGAUGUUUCUGUCUUCUGACGGGGGUCAUAAUCUUUGCCUGCAAUACUGUUCUGCAGGCUGCAGCUCUGAAGAGAUUCCCUGCACCGUUGUCUAUCUGUUCCAUUACCGCCAUGAUGGGGUCGAUCUUCAGUGCUAUUGUCCAGGUCUUGAUGGAGGGGAAGCUCACUGCAGGGACCGCUAACAACCUCACAAGGAUCAUUGGCGAAAUUGUGCUUGUGGGAGGCGUGGUGAUCGGCCUGUGCACGGCAUUCCAGGUAUCAAGCAUUGGUCGCAAGGGGCCUGUACUCGUCUCCAUGUUCAACCCAUUUCAGACGGUCUUCUCGGCGUUCAUCUCCUUCAUUUUCUUCGGGCAAUGGAUCGGCUUGGGAUGCUUUGUGGGGAUUGUGCUCAUGUUUGUUGGACUGUACGUGGUGCUGUGGGCGAAGAAUAGGGAGGACAACAUGUUUGCCGAUCUGGCAGCGCCGUCGCCGUCUGAAACUGGAUGUGAUAUAGAGAGUUCACUGCUGCAAUGAUUAGUCAGGCAAAGUCGUCUGACCGUGCUACCCUGGGUGCAAUCGUUUAGGCCCUGUUCGGUUACGUCGGAACGGGCUGGGAAUGGUGCGGAACAGUUCCCAACUAGUUCAAAAUUACGAACGAAGUCUGUGGCUGGGAAUCAUUCCCGUAAAACCGAACGAGGUGUAAUUAAAUUGCAUCUGGAUGUACGUACGUCUGAUUUUGUUUGUGCUUGUGAAUCAAAUAUGCUUGGAAUA